AUGCUGAACGUCGUCACUGCUCGGUUGCAUGCCAUGUAUCAGGGAUGCAGAAAGGCUUAUACUGAUGACCCUGGCUUGGACUCCAAGUUCCCUCUUGAACAGUUGAAGGAAGAAGCUGAGGAUCUUCUCAAAGAGACUGAGAUAGCUGUCCAGACACGCAGUGAUGAGCCGGUUGACCCUGGUUUCAUGUCAUCUUUCAUCGUUUACCCUGAUGGCUUGCUCACGCAUAUGCUCUCUACCUCUCCGCGCUUCCGGUCCUGGGAGUACACGCACGCAUCCAGCAAAUACCCCGAGGAUGACGAGUUACGUGCAUGGUACCUAAAUUGUACGAUGGAUUGCAUGCGAAAUGCCGGCGUCCCGAUUGAAAACUUCCUCAUGGUAGCGACCGGCUUACGGGAUACUGUUCCCAAGAUGAAGAAAAUAUGGGGAGUCUCUGAGCUGGCGAUGGGUGGCAGGGACCAGAAGAUACAAGCGAAUCUGGAUAGGGCGGAUGAACUCAUGAGACGUGUCGCUGACAAGACGUUGACCCUCGAAGAUCCUGUGCCUUUGUGA
This is a messenger RNA of Suillus discolor, 552 nucleotides long. RefSeq lists its product as uncharacterized. The coding region runs from base 1 to 552 and encodes 183 amino acids. The record is from RefSeq and is a predicted model, not a curated record. NCBI's taxonomy places the organism in Eukaryota, Fungi, Basidiomycota, Agaricomycetes, Boletales, Suillaceae. The transcript is spliced from 5 exons.